GCUCUCGCUGCUCUCGCUGCUCUCGCUGCUCUCGCUGCUCUCGCUGCUCUCACUGCUCUCGCUGCUCUCGCUGCUCUCUCACCUUCGCGUCGUCGGCCACUCAAGCGCAUCUACCAGACAUUUCAUCAUCUCUCUCGAUAGAUCAGCGCCUCAGGAAUUACUAGAUCCGCUUCAGGACCGUAAAAACGAUGCCUACAAAUGGAUUCUUCAUCACGCCAAAAGGUUCAGAUUAGCCGAUGGAAUCAUGGUAAAUAGCUUCAAGGACUUGGAAGCAGGGGCGAUAGGAGCCCUGAAAGAACAGGGUAAACUGGUUUACCCGAUUGGACCGCUCGUGAUCAAGGAUCCAAGUCCCAUAGAGGAUGAGGCGGGGUGUCUGAUGUGGCUUGAUGGUCAGCCACAUGGCUCCGUUUUAUUUGUGUCGAUCGGAAGCGGUUGGACCCAAUCUUAUGAACAGAUCAUUGAGUUGGCUCUGGGACUGGAGUUGAGUGCGCAGAGAUUUUUGUGGUUCGUGACCAGGUCCUUCAGCGAGAACAGUCAACGGGGCCCUUUCGAUUUUCUUCCGGAUGGCUUUUUGGAGCGGACAGAAGGGCGGGGCUUAGUGGUGUUGGGGACGCCGUCAUGGGCCACACAGGCCCGAAUCCUCAGCCACGGCUCCACCGGCGGUUUUUUCAUGGAUUGCGGCUGGAAUUCAACCCUGGAGAGCAUCGUGAACGGAGUGCCCCUAAUCGUUUGGCCGCUCUACGCCGAGCAGAAGAUGAACGCCCUGAUGUUAACGGAGGACAUAAAGGUUGCACUUAACCCAAAAGCCAACGAAAACGGGCUUGUACGCCGAGAUGAGAUAGCCAGCGCAGUGAAAGGUUUGAUGGAAGGUGAAGAAGGGCGGAGGGUUCGUUAUAGAAUGAAGGACAUGAAGGAGGCUGCCGCAAAAGUACUGAGCCAGGACGGCUCUUCCACCAAGGCGCUGGCUGAGGUUGUUCACAAGUGGCAAAAUUAUUUGAAUCUGCGCCUGUGAUUUUCCUGAAGUCAUGUUCUGCAUUGCUUUUGUCUUUCUUGGUAUAUGGUAAGGAAUAAAGUCCACGUUAAUAU
Molecule: messenger RNA, 1086 nt
Organism: Rubroshorea leprosula
Lineage: Eukaryota; Viridiplantae; Streptophyta; Magnoliopsida; Malvales; Dipterocarpaceae
Source: the annotation of a GenBank genome assembly